UUCCUGCAAGGCUGCAAGGGGGUGGUUAUAUAGACUCGAUGCUGCGCCGCGCGGGAGCUUUGCGUUUGCGUUUGCGUUUUUGCACUUUGCAAGCUGCAACACGCCAGCACAGACCACGACGGGACGACACUACGACAGUCGAACACGAUUAUCCGUGAUCGAUCGUACGUCGUCUUCGAUGGUCCCCUUACGGCGUAUGCUGUGUACGCGCGUUGUCCCUUCACACUUUAAUAACGGACUAGUCGUAAUUAUUAGAUAGGUAUAUUAUAAUAUAAUAAUAUAUCGUAUCCGCCCGGAAAUGACUUCGUCAUCCGCCAACGCACAGACCGCCGGGGUGUCGGACGCUGUGGCGGCGGCUGCAGACGACGGGUCCGGGGCCGCGACCAGUAAUCGAAAUCCGCUGCUGUGUUUCCUGUGCGAAGAUUAUUACGACGAGCCUUGUAUCCUGAUAUGUUUUCACACGUUUUGCGCCAAAUGCGUCCGGGCCAAAAACCAGGACGGCAAAAUCAACUGUCCCUUAUGUGGAACACAAACGACGUUAAAAGAAGGUGUACAGUUACCACCUCCCGACUAUUUGAUGUGCAAAUUGAUCGAUAUGGUGAACAUCAAGAACCCUCCUUGCUCCAACUGCGACAAACGCGAUCCGUCCUCAAUGUAUUUUUGCUCCACUUGUGGUCAAGCUUUGUGCAAGCCCUGCCGAGAAAACACUCACCGUGCAAAAAUGUUUUCGUCACAUGACAUUGUACAAAUGUCCAAGCGCUUGGCUGACAAAACAGAAAUAUGUCCAAAACACGACGAAAAGAUCAGCUAUUUUUCGAGUACUCAGAAACAAGUGAUCUGUAUCAAUUGCGUACUCGAAAAGCUUCCCGAGAAUCGCAAGGCAUGCGUAGAGAUAGACGUAGCUUAUAAUCAAAACUUGAAAAAAUUAGAUAGAGCACUUUUAUCGGUGUACGACAUGCAGAGUACAAUCCGCGAAGGUGUAGUGGCCUGUCACACGCUCCUAGAAGAGUUGCGGCAAAACACAGACACGGAAAAACUGACUAUUCAUAAUUUCGUGCAAACGCUCCACGAUGCCAUCAACAAAAUACAAACCGAUAUGCACUUGGAAGUCCAACGACAAUAUGAAAUAAAAGAAAGAGCUUUUCGUAAUCAGCUUUUGACUUUAAGUGCAGUGCUUCCCAUUUUGCAACAUCAUAUUCUUCUAUGUAGAAAUUUUGUAUCAACUUCAAAUAAGUAUCAUUUUCUUGAAAUUGUGUCUUUAAUGCUCGAUCGAUUAAACACUAUUGUGAAAAUUCCACAGCCAACAAAACCUUUAUUGACAAGUACAAUAAAAACAAAUUACCGUUCUGAGUUUGCUCAGUGUUUGGAACCAUGGUUUGGUAAAUCAGAUGUAAUGGACUCUGGUAUAUAUGAAUCAUCAAAAUAUAUUAACAGUCUUGCAGCCAAGUCUAAAGAAAACUUAAACUUAUCACAUUCUACAUUGCCCAGUAAAAGACAACAUUCUGCUUUAAAAGCUAAAGCUUUAGAAGGCGAAGGUACUUUUUCUAAUCAUUGUCGAAGCUUUGAUUCUCAGAUCAAGGAACUGGGUACUCAAUUGAGUUGUGUGAAAGAUCGUUUAAAUGAAUUACAGAGAGAAGUAAGAGCUCUCCAAGGUACUAAAUCUCCUGCUGUGCCUCCUUUGAUCUUACGGCAUCAAAAUAUUAUUAGAGAUUGUCUUCGUUUAAAUGACACUCUUGAUAAAAAUCGAAUAGAACUAGAGAGAUUAAGAUCAGUGUUCCAAACAAUUUGGCAAGAACAAUUGUAUAGAAUUCACGUCGAACAAGAUAUAUUCCAGUCACAAAUGACUGAUAUUACAAAUUUGCAAAGUGAAGUUAAACAGUUAGCAACAUUAGCGCAACAAUUAGAUCCUUAUGUCAAGCGAUUAACAUCAAAACCAAAUAAUAAUGAAAUGGCAGAUUUAAAGAGUUUAUUGGAUCGACUGAGUUCUCUUCAGCAAACUCAAAGAUUUCCAAUGGGAUGCCACAAAAUGGAAUCUCAUUGUAUGAGUAGUUCAUCACCUUUAUCUGACACAAUAUAUGCUAAAGAUAACAGACCAGAAACUCCAGUUAGAGAAAAAGAUCAACAAAUGUUAUAUUUUCAUAAGACACAAUCAACUAAAAGUGUAUUAUCUCAUAUAGUAGACAAAGUUUGUGUGCGGGACAAAACAUUUCAAGAAUUUAGAGAAAGAAGCAAGUCUGAAGGCCGCAUAAAAGAUUGUCCAAUUAGAUCCAAACCAAAAAAUGUUGUUGGCGAAGAGUGUGUAAAAAAUACAAGAGCCUGUUCUUUAUACCAAAUGAUAGACAUUCGUGAUAUGCAACAUCUUGCUGCUCAAUCGACUUCAAAUAUACAUGAGAAGGAUUUAAAUGCUGAAAUGAUGUGUGAUAAGUUAAGAGAGUAUUUAAAAGAUCAUUUAAAAAAAAAACUAAAUGUUGAGAUCAUAGAUGACGAUAAAGGAUACCAAAAACAAGAACAUAAAAAAACUUUUGAAUACAUUGAAGGAAUGAUUGGAGAAGUUGAAACUAUCAGCUGUGAGGGAGCAAAAGUUUGUCGUAAACAGGGAACAAGAAUUCAUAAAAAACCCAUGCCACCGCCUGUUCAAGAUCCUAUGCCUGUACCUAUAGCUGCACCUAGAAAAUAUAAGAGAUAUCCACAUUCGGACACUGAAGAUGGUGCAAUGUAUCAAGAAUCUUUAUCGUUUCGGCACAUUACUUCACCCGAGGGUGAUAAAUGUACUCGUACAACAAAUUCAGUCCGUUGUCGAUCUAAAAAAACAGGACCUGUUCGGAAGCAAAGAUCAUGGGAAACAUUUCCGACUCGAAAAAAGUCAGUUACUCCAGAGCCAAGUAAAUUUUGUCGUGAUCCAGAAUCUUUUCGUAGCCAAUUUGAUCUCAAUACUUUUCAAGACGGCUUACGAAAAGCCGAUAGUUUUGAAGGACAUGAAGAAGCUGUAAGUUCACUAGUAAGAGAAUUUCAUAAAGUUCGUUCUUUAGAUAAGAAAUCAAAAAAAGCAGAACAAUAAAAUAUAUAGUUUAUGCUAUUAAUAUAUCCAUAUAAAAAAAUAAUUAUGAUUCGAGUAAUCUAUGUUAAUAAUUUUAUUAUAAGAUUUAAGUAAAUUUAAGGUUUUUAAACAUUUAUAAACUAAAUUAUUAAAUAAAUAUCUUUUAUUAAGCACUAUUUAUUUAAUGUUCGUCCAGUUGGUUAUAUGUUGAUUAAUUAAUAAUAAUUACCUAUAUAAUUUUUUUUAAAAACAUGUCUGAUCCAAGCUUGAUAAAUAAACAUGUUUUAAAUUUCUUGUUUUUUUUUUUUUUUUUUUAUAUAAACUUAACAAUUUUAAUUUUAUAUUCUAAUUAAUUUGUUUUUAAGACUUGUUUUAUACAUUUAAUUAAUUGACGUUUAAAAUUAUCUUUCAUAAAGUGUUUUAAUUUUUUUUUUUUUUUAAUAAAUAGCUAUUUAGUUUAAAACUAGUGCUAAUGCAGUUAUUAUAUAAAUAUAGUAUUCAAUUUUGAAUUUAAUAUACUACAGUUAAUGUUUUUUUUGAUUUAUUUGAUCUGUUAUUUAUGCUGAACAUCAGUGGCGUAGACAUGAUUUCUGAAAGGUUGGGAUCAUAUAUAGAAAACAACAUGCCUAAAUAGGAGGGGGAAAUUGGAAAAUCCACCACCUUCUCAAAACUUUUUACUUAGGUAGUAAAAUAUUUAAUAAUAAGAAACAAUAAAUAUAAUUUUAAUUGAUUCAAAAUUCACAUCAAACACAAUAAGAUAAGCUAUAAAUUAUAAUAAAGUAUAAAUAAUCAUAGAACUGUGUUCUAUUUCUAUCAAAUAUCAAUGUAUAAAGCUGUUGAAAUUUUAAAAGCACAUUUAAUAGAAUACAUAACUAAUUAAUUAAUAACACCAUAAUAUUAUGCAACCCCGAUUAACUUUUUAAAAACUAGUGUAAUAUACUAACAUUUUAUAUGUUAAAAAUGAAAACCAUAAAAUAGGAUAAACAUCAUAUUUAAAUGUAUACAUUUGUUUAUCACCCUCAAUGCUCAAAUAAUUAGGUACACAAAUAAUAUUAUUAAACCAUUUAAGUGUUAACAAUUUCAAACCAUAAGAAAAAAUGAUGAAAUCAAGACUACUGUCUACUAACUAAACAUAUAGGUAGGUAUUAUAGUGGUUAUUUCUGAAAAUAGGUAUAGAUACGUAUGUAGGAUUAAUAUUUUCAGAAAUCAUAACUGAUUCUUAAUUAGUUACAUCAUCUGUAUUUAGGUAACAGUUAAUUUAAGGUAAUUAUUUGUAAGAUGAUAAGUGAAAUCAAUUUAAUACAUACAUACAUACAUAUUUAGUAGGUAGCUUUAAACAAGCUACAUUUUUCCAAAAAUUACAUUUUGAUUAAACCUAAAAUUGAGUAAACUUACAUAGAUACAAGUUAU
Molecule: messenger RNA, 4447 nt
Organism: Aphis gossypii (cotton aphid)
Lineage: Eukaryota; Metazoa; Arthropoda; Insecta; Hemiptera; Aphididae
Product: RING finger protein 207-like
Exons: 14
Coding region: 299-3058 (919 amino acids)
Cellular component (GO): perinuclear region of cytoplasm
Molecular function (GO): Hsp70 protein binding; zinc ion binding; transmembrane transporter binding
Source: RefSeq, a predicted model, not a curated record